GAGAGAGGCAGGCAGAAAGAGGAGGGAGAGCCACGGAGGAAAAAAAGGGAGAGAGGCAGCCAGGCAGAGAGAGAGUGGGAGCUGGCGGUCUGGUGGCCUUGCAUAACACACGUUGGAGAAGCCUCACACGCAAGACCUGGUGCUGGCUUUUGCACAGGAAAGGGGGGGCCGGCGGAGGGGGGAGACCUCCUCUGCCAUCAGGCCGAUUGCAGGGCAACGGAGGGGCAACUCCUAAACAGAGUCCUCGCAAGAGGCACAAAGGAAGGAAUCGGGACGAGGACGCUGCGAGGAAGCACGUCUCCGGGAUUCACUCUGUUGAGGCGCAGGAGGAUCAUUGCACAUGUUCUGCAAGCGGUGGCUGUGGAAGGACUGAUUCCUCCAACAUUGUGGAAGAAGUGGAUCCAUCAGAGAUGAUACCGCAUGAAGUUUAUGGAGCUCAUUUUAUGAGCUGUAGUGAUUCCACCUUGUCUGGAUUGAGACCUGGAGCUGUAUGCUAGUCAACACCAACAGAGCCAUUGCACCCUGACAAAGAGAGAACACAUUAACGCUGACAGUGAGCGUGAGAGAGACACUGCAGACAAUAGAAGUGCUCACAGAGAUUUAAAACCAAUCUGGCACAAUGAAAUCCAAUCAGGAGCGAAGUAAUGGAUGUCUGCCACCUAAAAAACGAGAAAUCCUGGCACUGGAGCAGAGGCCAGUGGCAGUGGCUCCAUCAACUCCUCCAGUGGUCCAUCACAAUCCUGCUCCCCACACAGAGAACCUAGCAUGGCUGGCAAGUGUAGCCAGUGAACGAUGCAGGUCCAGAGACUCAGAGAGCCCAAGAUGUCCCAUACCAUCUACUUCCUCCUCGUCUCCUCCUACUAUUCCAACCUCAGCUACUACUCUAUCAGCAGUGCCGUUGGCCUCCCUACCUGCAGUUUAUCCCACAGCCAUUCCCCAGCCCACAGGAACCAUCCAGUUUGCUCAGCUUGGACCCAAUGUUCAGUUCAUAAGCUCUGGACCCUAUGCUGGCUACAUCUCCUCUCACGUAGUUCCCGCUAAUACCAGCUCUAUGGGACAGCGCCCUCACCUGGAUGGUUACACCACUGCCCUGAUCUCGCCUGGCACCAAAGGGGAACAGCAGUUCCAAAUUGGCCUCUCUCCCACAGAGCUUGCUCCCGUCUCCCUCCCAAGCUCUCCGCAAGUCACCAGCCAGUACAUCCAUCUUGAUAGCAGAACACCUCUGACUGUCAGUGGAGCUGCCGUCUCUACAACACCUGGAACCCACCUCCAGCUCCACCCUCAUACUGCUGUCCUGCCUCAAACGCUCACCCUCGCUCCCUCUCAGUUGGUUGUUCAGUAUGCAGAUGGUUCUGCCGGAAAGAAACCAGAGGUACAUGCUAAGAGUGUGCUGAACGGUGAGCUAGAAGUGGUCAAACCGAUUAAAGCUCCCACCCAACCAGCAAAUCAUCAGCAAGUUCAGAGCUAUGAGGCACGACACAUCCUCGUGCCAGCAGACUAUGGCCAGAACCCAUCAGGACUUCAGACCUCCCUAUUACUUGUGGCCCAGCCAAACCAUAGCACUGAUCAGGAACAUGGUUCAAAUAAGAUUUCCUUAGUUCAGACUGAGAAGGGAAGCAUCUGUUUGGGAAAACCUAUUUCAAGAUCUUCCUCCUUUUCCUCCCUCUCGUCAUCAGAGGUGAUGAAGUCUGUCACACCCCAUACAGUCAUUCAGACGACUCUGCCCCCUGACGAGCUGCCAGCCAGUCUUUAUUCUUCCACACAAGCACCCAUCAUUGGCUAUAUCACCAGUGCCAACCAGCAUGCAGUCAGCUACCAUGCAGCGCUGCCACAGCACCUGGUCAUUCCAAGUGGUCAGUCCCUUCUCAUCCCAGUCAGCAGUGCAAAUAACAGCACAGAAAUGGAAACCAGCCGUGCUGUCAGCUCCCUGACGGCGACCACAACGCCUCAAAUAUCCACCGCCAUGCCUCAUGCCUAUCUUGCAACUGCCCUGUCCAAAUGUGAGCCAAUAGGCCCAGAUGGAAAUCAAGUUCCUCCUGCUGUAGCCCCAGCUCCAGCUCUCCCAGCCUUGCCUUCAAACCAUGUCCCUGCAGUAGUGGCAGCUUCCUCCCCAGUCCCAGCUCCAGUUACCGUUUCUGCCAAUGCUUCCAUUCAAGGUUCUCCCACUAUCUCCUCUCCCUCCUCACCUGUGGCGCUUCCGCCAUUCUUUAUGCGAGGCUCAAUCAUCCAGCUUGCUGAUGGAGAGUUGAAGCGUGUGGAGGAUCUCAAAACAGAAGACUUCAUCCAGAGUGCAGAAAUCAGCAGUGAGCUGAAGAUUGACUCCAGCACAGUUGAGCGAAUCGAUAGUGGCCCGAGUCCUAAUGCUGUGGUCAUUCAGUUUUCUGUGGGGGAGCUCAAAGCCCAGGUGUGUGUGGAGGUGCUGGUGGAAUAUCCCUUCUUCGUAUUUGGACAGGGGUGGUCAUCCUGUUGUCCUGACAGGACCACGCAGCUCUUUGAGCUGUCCUGCGCUAAGCUGUGUGUAGGUGAUGUUUGUGUGUCUCUGACCCUUCGGGGUCUAAGGAAUGGUUCUCUACCAGACAGCCAGGGUUUGGGAGCUAGGUUGAAGACCGCAAGACUCUCUGACCCCGGUAACAACACAGAUCCCUCUGUCAGCAACAGUCUAAGGUCAAACACUACAGGCAUGAACAGCGGUCUUCUUAUGAAGGCUUCCAGUGUCAAAAGGAUAACUGGAUCUGCGUCAGGACGGCAUGUACCACGCGAAAUGGGACAAAAUCCAGGAUCAGUGCAAGGGAUCUGUGGAGGAGAAUCUGUACUGGCAAUCUCUGGAACUGCAGGUAUAAGAGAGGGAUCAGAGAAAAUAGAUAUGACCACGCUCUGCAAAAUACAGUCCAGAGAUCCAGACAGAACCACUGUUCGCAAGAGACGAUGGUCCGCUCCGGAGCGGGACCAGACUGAAAGAGUGGAGGGGGAGCCUCCGUGGACUCUGCUCAAACCCUCCAUCAUCUCUCAGGAGGUGAAAAUCAGCAUAGAGGGCCACUCAAGCAGCGGCAGAGAAAAAUGCUUGAUCAAACUGUAGUCUGUCGAGGGAGCUUAUAAGAAAUAUGUUUGUACUGUGUUUAUCUACUCUGUAUUCUCUCUAUUCAGACUAAUAUAACAUGGCAGAGUUUACACAGUAUCACCAUUUUUAUUUCUACCAUAGGUUCAGACACCUUCAACAAAGUACAGUGUGUGGUCGCGCACACUGUGGAAUCAGUGCAAUCAAUGCUGUAAGCAAAAAUAAGUGCAGUGUGCAUGUUGAGCUUGAGUGUUGGUAAGACGCCUAUAAGUGUGUCAUCUAUCAUGAGCUGGAUCUCUGUUGUCACAUCAUUCACAGCCGUCGCAUUCUGGACUGACAAACAUGAACAAGCACAGAACAGAUGUUCAUGUGUAGACGGCAAGCCAUCGCAUUUUUUGUUUCUUUGGAUGGAGUAACGUUAUAAGCGCUAGUACAUUUAGGAGUCAAAGAUCAACCACUGUAUGGUUUCAUGAUGAUAUUAAUUUGGCAAUAAUCAUGGCAGAAAUCUUUGCCAUCUCACACAUCUGUUCGGUUUUUAUUACUAUCAUUCAUUCUUUCACACCACUGAGCGUGUGCUGCCGCAGAUUUUGUGUAAGUGACUGUUUGUUUGUAAGAUUGUCAACAGUGAGGCACACGGCGUGCACAGAGGUCAGGUAUGAAUGUAAACCACUGCUUUUUGUCUUCGAUAUUGACUUAUGAAGUCACGGACGUGUGGUUUGUCGCACCGGCAAUGAGUACAUGACAAUUUGAUACAGACGGUUUGCAAAACGUGUGUCACAGCAGUCGUGCAAUCCCACAUUCCUAUAGUAGUUCAGUUCUAAAGAAAUCAGGCAGCCCCAAGAUAGGUGUUUUCAAGCCUGGCAGCAUGCCGCAUUUCUAUGUAAAAAAUCAAGAGACUACCAAUCUGAAUAUGCUCACCCCAACACUCCGAAAAAGUACAUUAGUGUAUCUUUAGGGGUACUAUGGCUUGUAAAUGGGUAUGGUACCUCAAAGGGCACAUGCUUUUGUACCACUAACGCUUAACUUUUACAACUUGGGAGCACCCUUAUACCUUCACCUUGUAGGCUAUUAGCUCUGUUAGGUAUAGUUGAGUAGAUUGAUCCUCGAGUGGAAUAAAUUGACUCCCACUUCACCCCUAUUUCUGAAACUGUAUAGAUCUAAACUGCAAUAUGAACAGAAGCUGGCAAGCCAGCCACAAAUAAUUGCCUUAUUACGCAUCCAGAAGACAAGAAGAAACCUCAACCUCCAUUUGGAGUUAAGCAGAAGCCUGAUCAAAUUCACUCUCCCUUUUAGCUCUGUUUCAGUUACCUGAAGGAAUACAGUAUGUGGCUCUACAGCUGGUAAGUGAUCCUCUAGCUCGCUAUCGGCUUCCAUCUCCCUUUGCAGGCUCACUACCCUGGGCAACUAAUGCAGCAGUUCCACUGCAGAGUAUGUGCUCAGCUCAGCUCUACUCUCCUCAAUCCAGGAUUGUUGGUUUUCCACUUCAAAACAGUACUGUGGGAAACAGUGAAGCGCAAUCCUCAGUGAACAUAUCAAUCUAAAUGUAACACACUAAACAACAACAUUGGAGGAGAACAAGGGUCUCCUAUAUUUACCAUAAGGUUGGCAGCAGUAUCGAGAGAAUGUUUAUUCACAAAGAGACCAAAGUCAGCAAAAUGGAGACUGUGGAAUAUGAUAUGAGGCAGAAAGGUUCCAGGACUGGUGUCAUAAAAGAUACACUGUAUUUCAAACCCAAACUACAAAGAGUUUUCAUCUUCAGUGUGGGCCAGACGAUCAACAGUAUGUCUAGAAAGAGAUCCUGUAGUGGUUUCUUUGUUCAGUGCGCGGGAAGAGGCAAGAAUUGUGGCAGGAUGUGUCACCAUGACAACGAACCUGCUCACAAUGCCCUGAGCAUUUGACAGUUCCUGGCCAAGAAGAACAUCAUAUUACUGGAGCAACCUCACCACUCACCCCACCCGGCGUUGUGUGAUUUCUUCCUCUUUCCCAAGCUCAAGGGGGUCAUCAAGGGGAUCCAUUUUGAAGACAUGAACAACAUCAAGAUGGCCAUGAUGACAGCUGUUGAGGUAUCCAAAAUAAUCCCUUCUUGAGUGCAUGAUGGCGUUGCAUAGAAGGCUGGGAAAGUGUGUUACACUCUAGGAUUUCUUCGAAGGGGAAAACUUGUACUUUGUAGUUUGGUUUUGAAAUAUAUCCUCUGUGACACCAGUCCCGGAACCUUUCUGACACACUUUGUAUAAUACUUCAGUGUCGAUGACGUAGCUAAGGCACUGCAACAGAGUAAGCUAACGUGUGUUCUAACUAUAAAGCCUCAUAAACUAUAAUGAUACAACUAUGAUGAAUCCACUCGCAAUGAGUGACCAGCAGAGGUUUAUGCCACCCAUGUAGUAUCGCCUCACGAGCGAAGUACGUGCUGUGCAGUGGAAAAAAGGCAUAACACUCUUAGGGUUUAUCAAGUAGAGUGGGUCCUGGACAGUGGAGUGUGUAGACUUUUGAUGUGUUCAGAUUACAAAUGUUCCCAGGAAAUUGUACUUUGUCUCAUUUCGUUCUGUUUUUGUUUGGGUUCUGAAAUGUUAGACCUUUGGACCAUAUCUUUGAAAUUCUAGGCCAAAUUCUGAGUUGUUCUACCACCAAAAUGUUUGGGUUCCGAUGGUCAACUGUUUCUGUCGAUGAAAACAGCUGCAUGAGUAAUAAGUGUGGCGAAGGCUAAAGCACAACAUCCUCUGUUAACUAGUUAGUUGACAGCUAGAGAGUGCUCAGUAGCGCUGAGGGAGAUUGAUAAAUAAAAUGAUCAUAUUGUUAGGGACAUUACUAGAUCAGGUUGGCCUGGUUUAAAAACCAGGUGGGGCCGAUACAAAAAAAGCCUCUUUUCCUCAACGAAGUUCUUGUCUUCAAGUACAUACCUGCGACAUCAGCGCCUCUGUGGCGUCAGUCUUUUUGGUAUUUCAUUUUCAUUUAAGAAUAGAGCCAAAAUCCUACAGUUCAUACUCAGGAAGGGUGUGUGUGUCCGUAUGCAUGUAUGUGUGCCUGAGGCGGUAAAUCUAUGUGGACGAUCACUUGUGUUUGUGUACAUUCUGAGCAGCAGCACUUUGAUGAAGCAUCCGGUGGGUGUGGGGUUUCGGCAAAGGCGAUGGCGGUCAUAUCCCCCAACACCCGAAGAGGAUAAUCAACUGACUGUUUUUCAUCAUGUCCUACAUGUAUAAUGAUGGCAUAGUGAGGCAGGGAAUGUAAACACCCAUUGGACAAACUAUCUCACUUUUAUUUUUGAUGAUGGAUAGAGCUACUAUUUAGAGAAAGAAAGCUACUGAAAGCCAGCUAGUGUUGAUUUGUACAGUAAAUUGUAUCCUAGGAUUAUGUACAGUGUGUGUAUAUAGAUAUUUUAACCCUUAUGUAGCCUAUGUACUGUAUGAGCCACGGCGCUCUUUCUUUAAUCAUUCCAUUGAUGCAGCCAUCAAAGUGGUCCUGAUAUUGCUUCAAUUAAUGAAUGUGACACCACCUUCUUUAAAUUUGGCCUCCUCCUUCUAAUAAUGAACUUUACCUUGCACAGUGUAAAAUACAAUACGUUGAUGAUCCUGUUCACCACGAUAGCAAUUGUCCUUUUCUAACUCCUGUAGGUGUUUUCUUGAGAUACUAAAAAAAAAAAAAAAAAAAAAUCAGACUGUUCUGUUUGUGUUCUGCUCAGGCUAAACACUGCCCACUGACUGUUGUCCAUCCAAAAUCUCACAUUGUUCACUUCAAUGUAUAACGCAACUACUUAAAAUUUGUCAUCAAAGUACGGGUUUUGUAUCUUUUCGUUUUCCAGACCAGGAGAAAUAUGUUUGGAGCCUAUGCUUCCCAAUAUCGUGUAGUAUAAUGUAUUUCUGUUGUGUAUUGUGCAACCCACUCAGUCAGACCUUGCAGUCUGGUUUGCUGAAAAUGUUUCCAAAACUGCACGAACUCCAAAAGGAUGUCAUGUUUGAGAAACCGCACCCCGUAGUUGGAAGCAAUCGGUGUGCUUGGACCGUGUUGGAAUUUUCCUUCUGUAUUUGUUUCUUCAGACACUAAUCUAAAAUGACAUUGCAGCACAGAUAAAUCAAUAAAAUGUGGCGUCGGCACCAAAACAAAUAGUUGGGGUGGGGGGAGUUUAGAUGUUGCGCAGCAAAUAAAAAGCCAUACACUCUCAGAAAAAAGGUACAUUGUCUUUAGGGCUACAAUAGCUUGUCAGAGGUGUAGCACCCACAAAGAUACUGCUUUUGUACCAUUGACACUUUUACAACUAGGGAAUAUACCUGUACCUUUUUGGUCAUGAAAGGUACGACAGUUAACUAGUUGUCUAGUAAUUAGCCAGCUGACUCCUACUGUACCCCUAUUUCUGACAGUGUAGCUAGCAGACGAUUAGCUUAGCAUAAACAAGUGAAACCACCUCAGACUGCUCAAAGAAAUCUCUCGAGAGGAAAUGAAGCGUACACUCACAAAAGAAUUGUUUUAACAAGCAUGUAAAGGGUAGUGGUUGUGUUUUGUUUAUAAUAAGUUGCAAUAUAUUACCUGGAGAUUGUGGGCUUGCAGUUAUCAGGAACGUUCUCCAGGAAAUAGACCUGCCUCAACUCCUUAAACCACAUCCUGUUUUCGUGCUGGUAGUUAUUUUUGUACAAAUUGGCAUUUGUAGCUUGGCAAACAUUUGCUCAGUCCGUUGCCUGUUAUUGGACUGGCAUAUUUGCACUCAAUUUAAUGUCUCUAUGCCUUUUCAGGCCAGGCACAGCCAUAAUUAUCCUGGCUAACCAAAUUUCUGCUCAGUCAGCGAUUGGUUGAAAUUAUUUUAUGACAUAUGAACUCAAAUCAUGAGUUUAAGACAUAGCACUUAGAAGUAGAAAGACCCAAUAGAGAAAGCCAAUUUAUUACAGAUUUCAAUAAUAUCGUGCCCUAAAUUACUUAAUUGUACUGAAGAAUGUUGGAAAUGAUGGAGUACUGCAUUGCACUUUGACAUAUGGGGCCAUCUUUUGAAUUGUAAAUAGUAAGUAAGUAGUAAAGUCUUCCAAAAUGUUGACGAAGGGGAGGAUAACAAAACAAUCCUAUCCAAGCCACACAGUCACUUAACAGAAAAUUACAUGAUUUUGCUUCUUUUUGCACCAGUUCAACACAGCCAUUACGAGCACUUUCUUUCCAAAACAACUGUACACGGACUGUGUGAAACGGUUUUGUAAUAGAGGUCUGUUUGUUGGACAAAUCUCAGCUAUGAUCCCCUACGCCCGACUACACUUUAUUAUGUAUCAAUAAUGUUCCCCUGUUUUGAUGGUGUUGAGGUUUGCCAAUCAGAAACUGUUAAAUAUUUGCUUACAAUGUUUGAUUUCAAAUUUUAUCAAAUAUAUUCCAAAAGAAAUAAAGACUAAUGUAAUUCA
This is a messenger RNA of Phycodurus eques (leafy seadragon), 8424 nucleotides long. RefSeq names its product ataxin-1-like. The coding region runs from base 620 to 3076 and encodes 818 amino acids. The transcript is spliced from 3 exons. NCBI's taxonomy places the organism in Eukaryota, Metazoa, Chordata, Actinopteri, Syngnathiformes, Syngnathidae. Gene Ontology annotation, molecular function: protein binding; RNA binding. Gene Ontology annotation, cellular component: nucleus. Gene Ontology annotation, biological process: nervous system development; negative regulation of transcription by RNA polymerase II. The record is from RefSeq and is a predicted model, not a curated record.